This is a messenger RNA of Desarmillaria tabescens, 388 nucleotides long. RefSeq lists its product as uncharacterized. The record is from RefSeq and is a predicted model, not a curated record. Bases 73 to 291 code for a protein of 72 amino acids. The transcript is spliced from 2 exons. Lineage: Eukaryota; Fungi; Basidiomycota; Agaricomycetes; Agaricales; Physalacriaceae.
UAGGCGAUGAAUACAGUGUGAAAUGUUGUCGAAGAUACUGCCUAGACUAUUUACCCCUUGGAUAAAUCAUUCAUGUGCCAGGCUCUGAGAUGGUGGAUUCGACGGGGAACGAUCUUAAUAUUGUUCUCAAUCAAUCGGAUGGCGAGAGCGUUUUUAUUCAAUACCUUCAAUAGCUAUCCUUGCUCAUAUCAGCGCCUCGCUCAAAAGUUCCCGACAAUACUCAACGCCAACGGCAUAGCUAUGAUAGUCGGACUUCAUGUGACGUCUAGGUGCGGCUCUGAGUAUGGAUGACGGCAAGUAUGACAGUUUAUGUGCAGGACUCGUUAUGACAGUCCGUCUGGUCGCAUCUCCUCUGUCAGGACAUAUUCUGUUCCUAUCAUUCAAGCUU